AUGCCUCAGGAUCCUCGGUCCUGGUUACAACCACAAAAAGGUUUCAAAAAAGUCAAGGAAGAAUUAGUGAUGGUGGUGUAUUUCAAAUUAGCCUACUGCGGAAGAAUUUGCUCGAAUUAUUUAAAUUUGCCAAAGCCACAACCAGUACCAGGCAGUACAAAAGAAGUUCCGUAUGUUUUUCUGGAAGAUGGAGCAUUUGCAUUGACAACACAUAUGUUGAAGCUGUACCCAGGAAAUCAUAAUGAUUGGUUCAUUAUCUUGAUCAGUUCUUUACAAUAG
Messenger RNA from Pieris macdunnoughi, 279 nucleotides. The record is from the annotation of a GenBank genome assembly. Lineage: Eukaryota; Metazoa; Arthropoda; Insecta; Lepidoptera; Pieridae.